AGAUUACAUCAGAACUGGGGAUAAUCAACGCCCACCAUGGGAAAACGGAAACGCGCCAAGCACGUGCGUGCGCGUUCAACUUCUACUUCAAGUAGCAGCAGUGGUCGGACGAGAACUCCGUCACCUCCACCGAAACAAAAAAGAAAGGAAAAGAAGAAAACAAAGGUAUCACGUAAGGCUGAUACCUCAACUGUAAGUACAGAUAAAGCUUCUACUGUGGUGAACAAUAUUAUACCGGAAUUUGAUCCUUUACGAGACGACAUAGGUGCUUGGCUUAAUAUUAUUCAAUCUUACGCUAAAACUUUUUCAUGGUCAGAUGGUGUGGUUAAAUUUCAAGCGCUUAGCAAACUAAAAGGGUCCGCUAAGACCUGGUACGAUUCUUUAUUGCGUACGGAACAAGAGUGGCCUUCGUGGCGUUGGGCGGACUGGCGCCGUAGGUUAGCAUCUAGCUUUCAAAUAAGACGUGAUAUGUUUUUACUUUUGAAAGAAAUAGUAGACAAGAAACCGACUGAUAAUCAAUCAUUGUACGAGUUUUAUUUCGAACAGAAGAGCAAAAUCGAUCGUUUGUCAUUAAAUUUCUCGGAAAUGGAUAUUGUAUCAAUAAUUGUUGGCAAUAUAGGAGAUUCUGGGAUAGGCGCGUCAAUCGAAGCAAGCAAUUUUACAACGUGCGAUAGCUUGGCAAGUUUCCUUCACGGACGUACUUACAAAUCCAGAACCUCAAAACAAUUUAGUUCAAAUAUACGUGAUGGACAAGGCAAGAUAGGUGCACAUGUCACUACCACUUCUGCAAAGGUACUUACAGGUCAGUCAGGCUCGAGUCAGACCGCUCCGUCCAAUAACAAUCAGGUUCAUAACCAAACUCAACGAAAACCAAUUGAAUGUUACGUAUGUGGUGGUAAUCAUAAGAAAACAAAUUGCGACAAGUUAAAUCGAAAAUGUGAAUUUUGUGGCAAACGGGGGCAUGAUGAAGCCGCGUGUUUUCAUAAAAAACAUUCAACUAAAACCGAAAAACAGGAAGAGACUAAACUCAUUUCUACCGUCAAUUCACGCGAUAAAUUUAUAAAAAAGAUUUACGUUAAUGACACCUACUAUUAUGAUGCAUUUAUAGACAUGGGGAGUAGUUGUUCAUUAAUAUCACAAUCACUGGUGAACAAAUACUCUCUUAAAAGUAUUCCUUUGCCAUCCCCCGUCUUGCUGCAUGGUUAUAAAAAGGAUAUUUCUGAAUACGUUCAACAGAAGGUAGUACUUGAUUUUAAAUUGGAUUCGGUGUGUUUAAAGAAUAUUGAUUUCUAUAUUAUCAAUGAUUUAGACGACCGUGAAAUGUUAAUUGGGCGAAACGUGACUGAACGAGCUGACUUGGUAUACUCGCGGGUAGGGAACCGCCUCCUGUUUGAUUAUGCGAAAACAUUUGCAGAGUUUUGUAACAAUAUCGCAGAAUUUGAAUUGGACGCGGAUUCUCAUCAUAGCGAAUUAACAGCACUCUUUAGGACUUAUAGAGACUGCGUUGCGUCUAACACUAAAGAGUUAGGAAAGGUGGCUAACCAUGAAAUGAUUAUUGAGGUUACUAACCCGCAACCUAUUCAAUGCAGACCCUUUAGGGCAUCUCAUGCUGACAGAAAGAUAAUUAGAGAAAUGGUUAACGAGCUCUUAGAAAAUAAAAUAAUCUGUGAAACAUGUAUCUUAACUCGUGAGGCGCCUGCGGCAGGCGCCAUGCAGGACGGCCGUGUUGGCAAUCGAGUGCAGCGGUGGCGCCACCUUGCGGAGGAGCGCGUAACUACGAGGAAUGCCAGCACACCAAUCGAUGGCUCGAAGGCGCCAUCUAUCCGACGGCUAAGGAAACUGCUUCAAGACUGGUUAGGAGCAGAGGAAGGGGUAGAACCAGCUGUUAUUAAAUAG
Molecule: messenger RNA, 1896 nt
Organism: Cydia fagiglandana
Lineage: Eukaryota; Metazoa; Arthropoda; Insecta; Lepidoptera; Tortricidae
Exons: 2
Coding region: 37-1896 (619 amino acids)
Source: RefSeq, a predicted model, not a curated record